Molecule: messenger RNA, 762 nt
Organism: Pogona vitticeps (central bearded dragon)
Lineage: Eukaryota; Metazoa; Chordata; Lepidosauria; Squamata; Agamidae
Source: RefSeq, a predicted model, not a curated record
GUGGAAAUCAAGCUCGACUUCAAAGACUUUUGUGUUUCCUUCUGUCUGCCCGGGACUGGUGUUGGGCUCAACAUAGAGCAAGCUGUCAGGCUUGAUAUGGAGCGAGCUGAGUCUGCUCGAAGUGACUCCUUAGCCAUUGGUGAGGCUACCACUUCCAUACUUGGAUUGAGGAAUCGCUCCCAAAGGUUUCAUCUUUCCUGGCCAACCCUUACACAGCCAAUACAGUACACAUACAUAUGUAUGGCUUUCCUUACUCAAAGACAGAAAAUCAAGGAAGCAGUUCCUUAUGGCACCUAUCUGAAGAGAGAGAAAGAGAAGAUGGUCAUACUGGGAGAUAAAUGGAUGAGGAGUGGGGGGAUGUCAAACAGAGCAAGUGGGCUGCACCCGAAGCCCGCUCUUCCGCGAAGGCCGCCGGCAGCGGAAGGCGACGAAACGCCGGCCCUUUUCCCUCCAAGUCCCGAGCCGUCCUCCUCCAAUCAGAGACGCCGAGGUUUGCCUACGAAGAGGACUGCAGGGCCCGGGAAACCUCUGCUCCGGCGGAUGCGGACGUGCCUCGGGACGACGUGGGCAGCCAAGCCCCGGCAGGAAACGCAGCCCGUCAGCGACAUGCACCGGGAUCCGGCGGUAUUUUCUUUUUGUCUGGGUAAAGUUAGCACUUUGGGUUUAUUGCAGAACCGGAGGAAACAAGAGGCCGACUCUGCAUGGCUGUGAAGCGUUCAAACCACGCCCACUUGUUCUCUGUGGAACUCGAAGGCUUGCAGU